AUUCCGCUGCUUCCAUUUCUUUGCAUCGGAAAAAAUGAGUUGUUUGAGUUUGAGAGCGGAGGUCGCUGCUUCCAGCUUGUUAACCGUUGCUUAUCGCAAUCCUAAACCCCUCCAUCCUUUUCCCUCUACAAUUCUGUGCACCAGGAGUAAGAGUAAAUGUUGCUCCCAACUCCUCACCUACUCUUCUUCUUCCACUUCAACUUCUAGAACCUUCCCUCUCAACUUCCCGUUAACAUCCUAUCGCCGCCGAUUUACCGUUUCCGCAACCACCACUGCUCCGCCUCAGAGCGAUAGCUCCGAUGUUUCCACCAAGAUUCCUCCCGACAAUCGCAUUCCCGCCACUAUCAUCACCGGCUUUCUCGGUUCCGGCAAGACAACGCUGCUUAACCAUAUUUUGACUGCUGAGCAUGGAAAGCGCAUCGCGGUUAUUGAGAACGAGUUUGGUGAAGUUGACAUCGAUGGUUCUUUAGUUGCGGCGCAAACUGCCGGAGCUGAAGAUAUUAUGAUGUUGAACAAUGGUUGCCUUUGCUGCACAGUCAGGGGUGAUCUUGUUAGAAUGAUUUCUGAAUUAGUUGCUAGGAAGAAAGACAAAUUUGACCAUAUUGUUAUCGAGACUACGGGAUUGGCAAAUCCAGCACCAAUUAUUCAGACAUUUUAUGCCGAGGAUAAUGUUUUCAAAGAUGUAAAGUUGGAUGGUGUUGUCACUUUGGUCGAUGCAAAACAUGUUCAUCGUCAUCUUGAUGAGGUCAAGCCAGACGGUGUUGUCAAUGAGGCAGUGGAACAGAUUGCCUACGCAGAUCGUAUAAUUGUAAAUAAGACUGACCUUGUCGGUGAAUCUGAGAUCGGUUCUUUGGUUCAGCGCAUAAGGAAUAUAAACAGCUUGGCUCAUUUAAAGCGGACUGAGUUUGGGAAAGUUGACUUGGAUUAUGUUCUGGGCAUUGGUGGCUUUGAUUUGGAGAGGAUUGAGAGUGCUGUCAAUGAUGAGCCUGCAAAGGAAGAUCAUGUGCAUAGCCACAGCCACGACCAUGAUCAUGAGCACCAUGACCAUGAUCAUCACCAUGAUGAUUCUCAUGACCACAAGCAUGAUCACCAUGCUCAUAGUCACAGUCAUGAUCCUGGUGUUUCGUCUGUUAGCAUAGUUUGUGAAGGAAGCUUAGACCUUGAGAAGGCUAACAUAUGGCUCGGUACACUCUUGCUGGAACGUAGUGAUGAUAUUUAUAGAAUGAAAGGUCUUCUUUCCGUACAAGGAAUGGACGAAAGAUUUGUUUUUCAGGGAGUUCAUGACUUAUUUCAAGGUUCACCUGAAAGGUUGUGGAGACCGGAUGAACCAAGGGUAAACAAAAUUGUUUUUAUUGGGAAAAACUUGGAUGCUCAGGAAUUGGAAAAGGGAUUCAAAGCCUGUUUGCUGUGAUACCAGUUUCAAUAAAUUAAUCUUCUGUUGGAUAUGAGAGUUCCAUCUACUAUAGUACCAUGUAUUCCUCUGAACUGACGUAUAUAUAGUGAAAAAUGUUGUAUUCCUCGACAUUGUGACUGAAUGAGAGUAAAAGAGUAUCAGUUUUUUUUUUUUUUGA
Molecule: messenger RNA, 1571 nt
Organism: Arachis stenosperma
Lineage: Eukaryota; Viridiplantae; Streptophyta; Magnoliopsida; Fabales; Fabaceae
Exons: 10
Coding region: 35-1411 (458 amino acids)
Cellular component (GO): cytoplasm
Source: RefSeq, a predicted model, not a curated record